CUGCAGACAAUUAAGCAGAGAAGAAGCAAUACCAUCUCAAUCAAUCGGCGUUUCAGUAAGAGAACGAUGAAUGGGAAGAGAAGGAUGAUGUCGCGCGAUGAUGAAAUGCGCGAUAUGAAGAAAGGUCCGUGGAAAUUUGAGGAAGAUCAAGUCCUCAUCAAUCACGUGAAGAAAUACGGCGCCAGAGAUUGGAGCUCCAUUCGAUCCAAAGGCCUCCUCCGCCGCACCGGAAAGUCAUGCCGCCUCCGCUGGGUCAACAAACUCCGCCCUCACUUGAAGACGGGGCUGAAGUUCACGGCAGAGGAGGAGAGAACGGUGAUCGAUCUGCAAGCACAGUUCGGGAACAAAUGGGCGAAAAUCGCGACGUAUUUGGCCGGAAGAACAGACAACGACGUCAAGAAUUUCUGGAGCAGUCGACAGAAGAGGCUUGCUAGGAUUCUACACUCCUCCACUGCUUCUUCUUCAACCAGCCAAAUCCCUACUUUCGAUUUCCUUCCAUCUCUUGAGGCGCCCAGUUUAAGCCAAUCAAGGGAGGAGGAAUUUGGGGCCAAUUCACAGUUUGGGGAGGUGGGGAGUCCGAGCCCGAUUAGUGCUGUUCCGGUCGAGCAGCAGCAGCCGUACAUCUCCUUCCCUCAGUUUCCGUUACUUCAGCUGGACUACCCCUUGCUUCUAGAAGGGCAGGACUUUACUGGCAGGUUCGAAGCUCCGAGUUUUCUUGAUGAUGAGCUUGGGCAUUCUGCGUUGGGCACUGCGCAAGUCCCCAUCGCCCCCUCGUUCCAAGCUUCUGGGACGUUGGAGAGUCACAUUGAGGUGGACAUCGAUAGUCUCAUCGAAGAUGAUUUCCCUCCUAUUGAGUUAUUCGAUGAAAUCGAGCCACUUCCCAGCCCCUCUCACUGGUCGUGA
Salvia hispanica is the source of this 903-nucleotide messenger RNA. The record is from RefSeq and is a predicted model, not a curated record. NCBI's taxonomy places the organism in Eukaryota, Viridiplantae, Streptophyta, Magnoliopsida, Lamiales, Lamiaceae.